Messenger RNA from Pararge aegeria (speckled wood butterfly), 1030 nucleotides. RefSeq names its product phenoloxidase-activating enzyme-like. Gene Ontology annotation, biological process: proteolysis. Bases 30 to 935 code for a protein of 301 amino acids. The transcript has 6 exons. NCBI's taxonomy places the organism in Eukaryota, Metazoa, Arthropoda, Insecta, Lepidoptera, Nymphalidae. Gene Ontology annotation, molecular function: serine-type endopeptidase activity. The record is from RefSeq and is a predicted model, not a curated record.
GGUACCGUGGAAAUCGGACGGUUGAUAAAAUGACACCAUUCGUGAGUCACUUACUUGUUUUGGUUCUGUUCUCGGCUUGCUGUGCCGCAGUCGGAGAUACCUGUGGACAAACGGACAAUCUUCCUGAUCCUUCGACAGAGUGCUGUGGACUUGAUCAAGCCGAUGACCACAGGGAGAUAAGUGGAAAUGCAGCUAUAAAUCAGUUCCCUUGGCUAGCACUCAUAGAGCACAAUGAAGGCAGGAUCACGUGCACAGGAGUUCUGAUAAGUUCCCGUCACGUGCUGACUGCCGCGCAAUGCCUGUAUCACGCCCCGAAGAAUGUACGUCUCGGCGAAUUUAACAAAACUCACAUCGGUCCAGAUUGUCUCAACAUUAAGGGCAAGAAGGUUUGCAACGGUGGUGCCAUCACCAUUCCCAUAGGAUCGGUCAUUGCACAUCCAGAGUUCACAAGACCUAAUUUCCAUGGACAUGACAUUGCUAUAAUUAAACUUGCCCAAAGGGUACCUUUUAACGAAUUCAUUCGCCCAAUCUGCCUUCCGCUAUCAGACAUUACAGCAUCGCCACCUGAUGGCUUCCGACUGAUAAAUGCAGGUUGGGGAAGUGGUCCCAGUAGCACUCAAGAGGAUGAUGUAGUGAAACAUUACGUAGAGCUGCCCUACGUGCCAUUGAAGAAUUGCCAAAAUAUUUACCAGUCAAAAUUAAACGAAUUGUCAUCAAAAAUCGGCGACCAACACAUCUGCGCGGGUGGUGAGAAAGGGCUCGACUCCUGCAGAGGUGAUGGCGGAGGUCCUUUGAUGUCUGAACAAAAUGGUCGAUAUACUUUAGAGGGGAUAGUGAGCUUCGGGCCAGUACCUUGCGGUAGAGAGGGAGUUCCAAGCGUGUACACCAGAGUUUACUCCUAUAUGCCUUGGAUACAAAGCGUUACAUCUUCCUAAAACAUAAUUUUAGUCUGACGAGGACAAUGUGAUAUUACCCUUUUCUAACACGGAAGGAAAUAUAAUUUUGCUUUAAUAAAAAUACAUAAAAACUA